GUUUCCUUUUCGCGCCUCUCAAAAGUUCACAUCGAGUCGCUGUAGAGGGACAUUCCAUCCACGCCCUCAUUGCUACAGUCUCGGUUCCAUCGUCCUCAUCAACGAAUCAAGAGGUAAUUGGUCGUCUCGCCACUCUCUGCUCAGUCAAUCUUUCACGUCCCGCAGACUGAGUCUCAUGGUCGUCCCUUCUCUUCCUUAACAUUUCUGUGCCACUCACUCGAUCCAAACCGUGCCCUGACAAUCUCUCCUUUGCCCUCGCGCCACGGCGGCGCCGCCCUCGCCAUAGCGUCUACUGUCCUCCGACCAUACUCCCAGCACUCAUCGUUGACCGCAAUCCCACAUCCUCGCCAUGGCCGACUAUGAAGACACAAAGUACGAUCCGAAUGGCUACUAUGGCGAAAAUGGCGCCGAAUAUGCCAACGGCGAUUUCGAACCCGAAGACAUCACCUCAGAAGAUUGCUGGAAGGUCAUCAAUUCAUUUUUCGAAAUCAAAAAGCUUGCUUCUCUUCAGAUCGACUCCUUUAAUCACUUCAUGAGAUCCUCCAUGCAGGACCUGGUCAACGAGAAAGGUGGAGUUGUUCUGGACCAUGCGCAAAACGUCGACGAAGAUGAUCCAAAUCCUGUCGUCAUCAAGAGACACGAGGUUAAGUUUGGCAAAGUUACCCUUAGCAAGCCUAACAUGGUGGAAGGAGAUGGAGUUACAACAGAUUGCAUGCCUCACGAGGCUCGACUCCGAAGUUUGACCUACGCCAGCCCUGCCUACAUUCGUAUGACACGAAGAACAUACUACGCGAAAGAAAAGCCCUGGGAGGAUCAGACCGAAGAUAUGGGGGUGAUGAAAGAGGACGGUUCGGGUUCUCAACUUUUCUGGAGGGAAAGCUCAGAUGAAGACGACUAUGACAUUGACCGCGAGGUCUAUAUUGGCAAGAUCCCCAUCAUGGUGAGAAGUAUGACUUGCCAUCUUAUGAGCGAGAGGUUCCAGUCGGACAAAGAUCUCUUCGCCUGGGGCGAGUGCCCCUACGAUCAAGGCGGUUAUUUCAUCAUCAACGGCAGCGAGAAGGUCCUCAUCGCCCAGGAGAGGAGUGCUGGAAAUAUCGUCCAAGUCUUUCAGAAGGCCGCUCCAGCCCCCUUUACUCAUCUUGCAGAGAUUCGUUCGGUUAUUGACCGCGGAAAUCGCAUGAUGUCUCAAACCACCGUCAAACUUUUCCGGCGACAAGACGGACCUGACGGUACAAAGAUCGAAAAUCCUAUCAGAGUCCAGCUCCCCUAUGUCAAACAAGAUAUCCCUCUCGUCAUCGUUUUCAGGGCUCUGGACAUCGUGUCUGACGCGGACAUCUUGGAGAAGAUCUGUUUCGAUCAGAGUGACAAAGAGAUGAUCGACAUGCUCAUGGGAUCAUUACAAGAGGGUCAGCCUAUUCAAGGUGCUGACCUGGCUAGAGAUUUCAUCGCUCGGCGUGGCAACAAUCCCACCUUGAAGUCCCAUGAACGUCAAAAACAUGCUUUGGACAUCUUGCAGAAGGAGUUCCUUCCUCACAUCGGCAACUCGCCCGACGCCACCGCGAGAAAAGCCUUCUUCCUUGGCUACAUGGUCAAUCGACUUUUGAAAUGUGCUCUUGGUCGAGCAGAACCCGACGACCGUGAUCAUCUGGGAAAGAAGCGUCUCGAUUUGGCAGGUCCACUUAUGAGCAAUCUCUUCCGUUCGACCUUCGACAAAGCGACCAAAGACUUCUAUCGGUACAUGCAAAAGCGCGUCGAAGCUGGGCAGCCCAUCAACAUCACUAUCGGUUUCAAGCAUACAAUCAUCACGAGCGGCUUGAAGUACUCGCUUGCCACAGGAAAUUGGGGUGACCAGAAAAAGCUAGACAAGGCAAAGGCCGGUGUGUCACAAGUGCUUAAUCGAUAUACCUUUGCUUCCACCCUGUCGCAUCUUCGACGAACCAAUGCCCCAAUCGGCCGUGAAGGGAAAAUUGCCAAACCGCGACAAUUGCACAAUACGCACUGGGGUUAUGUCUGCCCGUCAGAAACCCCCGAAGGUCAAGCAUGUGGUUUGGUCAAGAAUCUGUCACUUAUGUCUAUGGUCACUAAUUCUUACGAAACUGGUCCACUGCUCAACUACAUCCUGCAGAAGCACGUUGAGCCUCUGGAAGACUGGGAGCCGCGGCUAAACCCUAGAGCCACCAAGGUCUUUGUUGACGGGGUUUGGUUUGCCGUUGUACUCCGUGAACCUAAACGUCUGGUUGAUGAUCUUCGCAAGCUCCGACGAAAGGGCAUCUUCGACCCACAAGUCAGUCUGGUUUGGGACAUUCGAGAGAAGGAGUUCAAUAUCUCGGGUGAUGCUGGUAGGAUUAUUCGCCCAUUGUUUGUCGUUGAGAACGACCCUUCUGCAGACAACCGCGGCGAUCUUGUCCUCAACAAAGACCACAUCACGAGACUCGACCAGACAGCAUAUUUACGUGAAAGCGGGUUCCAAUUCAAUGAUGAAGUUCGACCCUACGGCUGGGAAGAUCUGUUGAACUCUGGUGUCGUUGAGUAUCUCGAUGCCGAAGAAGAGGAGACAGCCAUGAUUGUCAUGACGCCCGAGGCGUUGGCUGAUUCCAAGGCCAGAUCGAUGGGCAUGGAGAUUGAGCAAGAUGAUGAUCCUCUGAGGAGAAAUGAUCCCUUGUUAAAUCCUCACUCGCACACUUUCACCCACUGCGAGAUUCAUCCCAGUAUGAUCUUGAGUGUGUGUGCAAGUAUCAUUCCAUUCCCCGACCACAAUCAAUCGCCACGUAACACAUACCAGUCGGCCAUGGGCAAGCAAGCCAUGGGUGUGUUUUUGACUAAUUUUGAUCAACGCAUGGAGACCAUGGCCAAUAUUCUUUACUACCCGCAGAAGCCCCUGGCCAGGACCAUGUCUAUGGAUUAUCUCAAGUUCAGAGAACUUCCCGCUGGGCAGAACGCCAUUGUGGCCAUUGCAUGUUAUUCCGGAUAUAACCAGGAAGAUUCCGUCAUUAUGAACCAAAGCUCGAUCGAUCGCGGAUUGUUCCGAUCGCUGUUUUAUCGUGUGUACAAUGACCAGGAGAAAGCGGUUGGACACUCUGUCGUCGAGCAAUUUGAGAAACCGACAAGGUCCGAUACCCUUCGCCUGAAACAUGGCACUUAUGACAAGAUUGAUGAAGAUGGAAUUGUCGCUCCAGGAGUUCGUGUCAGUGGAGAGGACAUUAUCAUCGGAAAGACGGCACCUAUGGCGCCGGAUGCAGAGGAGUUGGGUCAACGACAGAAGCACCAUGUCAAACGUGAUGUCUCAACGCCACUGCGAUCAACCGAGUCUGGCAUCGUGGAUCAAGUCAUGUUGACGACCAAUUCUGAAGGACACAGAUUUGCCAAGGUUCGAGUGCGGACCACCAAAGUGCCCCAGAUUGGUGACAAGUUUGCUUCUCGUCACGGGCAAAAAGGCACCAUUGGCAUCACAUACCGACACGAAGACAUGCCAUUUACGCGGGAAGGGAUUGUACCCGAUCUCAUCAUUAACCCGCACGCCAUUCCUUCUCGAAUGACAAUUGCACAUUUGAUUGAAUGCCAAUUGUCAAAGGUGGCAAGUCUACGCGGCGAUGAGGGAGACGCUACACCUUUCACUAAAGUGACGGUGACACAGGUAUCGGAGCUGUUGCGCAAGAUGGGUUACCAGUCUCGUGGGUUUGAGGUCAUGUACAACGGACACACCGGUCGGAAGUUGGUGGCUCAAGUGUUCCUUGGGCCGACGUACUAUCAGAGAUUGAGGCACAUGGUGGAUGACAAGAUCCAUUCACGUGCUCGUGGGCCAACGCAGAUCUUGACACGACAGCCAGUGGAAGGUCGUGCGCGAGACGGUGGUUUACGAUUCGGCGAAAUGGAACGUGAUUGCAUGAUCGCUCACGGAGCCAGUUCGUUCCUGAAGGAGCGACUGUUCGAUGUGUCGGAUCCAUUCCGAGUGCAUGUUUGCGACAUUUGCGGACUGAUGACGGUGAUUGCCAAAUUGAAGAAGAAUUCAUUCGAGUGCAAGAACUGCAACAACAAGAACAAAAUCAGUCAAGUUCAUCUGCCGUAUGCGGCCAAGUUGCUAUUCCAGGAACUUUGGAGCAUGAACAUCGCGGCCAGAUUGUAUACGAAACGAGGAUAAGAUGGCUGUGGAAGAGAAGCCUAUUGAUCUGGCGCACAGACAACUUAGGCUGUCUAUUAAUCAAUGACGGCUUACGCUGAGCUUUGGACUAGGUUGGAUGAGACUAAGCUUCACAGGACUUUCGGCUGAGGCGGGUUGUUCGGGUCACACGUUUUACUCUCAGCGUGCAAAAAGCGUGGCCCUGAAAAGAUACAUUUGGCGGGCCAAAGAACGGAAAGUCGCAGAGUAGACCAGAGGAACACGAAGCGUCCGAUCUAUGAGUGAAGGAGUUUGCCUGCGCAGGUGCUACCUUUCUUUUUCCAACUUUGAAUUUGUUUCAUGUACCAACAAGGCGAGGAUGAAAAAGCAUCAGAGGUUGGUUGCAAAGAAAGCAUGAAGGGUCUGGAGAGCGUAUCGUAUUUACGACAAGGCUCUAGUAUGGUUCGCGAUGCUUUGGUCUGUAGAUACAGAAAUGGCAGACCCAGAACCACAGUCUUCUACCAGAGGGUGUCGAGUAUUUUGUGACUGGUACUAGUAAGAACUCGGUAGUACUACCUUAUGUAGGGAGUAGAAUGCAUCACGGCAUUCUUUAUCUCUGAUUAUGUGGAAACUUGCCGUCACCCCUUGGCAAGUACCCAGUGGUGC
Exophiala mesophila is the source of this 4762-nucleotide messenger RNA. RefSeq lists its product as uncharacterized. Gene Ontology annotation, biological process: DNA-templated transcription. Gene Ontology annotation, molecular function: DNA-directed RNA polymerase activity; DNA binding; ribonucleoside binding. Lineage: Eukaryota; Fungi; Ascomycota; Eurotiomycetes; Chaetothyriales; Herpotrichiellaceae. The coding region runs from base 350 to 4138 and encodes 1262 amino acids. The transcript has a single exon. Gene Ontology annotation, cellular component: RNA polymerase II, core complex. The record is from RefSeq and is a predicted model, not a curated record.